CCCCUCUGCAUUUGGAUUAUUUUCCUUUCCUCCUACUUACUAAUUUACUAUUUACCUUUUGACAAUCUAAUUUUAUUGUGUUGUUCUGAUAUUUUUAUUAAAUUGUAAUUUUUUUUAAUUUGUAUUACAUACACAUUAUUUCUUAUAGAAUGUAGUUAAACUAUUAAGUUCAUUAUUUUGUCAGUGGUAUUUUGACUGUUAAUAUAUUUUUACUUUCUAUAGUUUCUUAAUUAGAUUAAAAAGUCUAAAUUAUAAAAAUGAGGCGCCGAGCGGGUGUAGGAGCAAUACAGAAACAGAAAUUAGAGCAGGAGAAGUACAGAGAGAAAGGUUCUGAGAUACAGGAGAAUCAGUUUCAACAAAUGUCGAAACAGCUUGAAGUGUUUCGGGAGAAUUUAGAGGAGUUUGCAUCGAAGCAUAAAAGUGAGAUCAAAAAGAAUGCGCAGUUCAGACGCCAGUUCCAGGAGAUGUGUGCUGCAAUCGGCGUAGAUCCAUUAGCGUCGGGGAAAGGAUUUUGGUCUGUGCUUGGAAUUGGUGAUUUCUAUUAUGAAUUGGGAGUUCAGAUUGUAGAAGUAUGUUUAGCAACAAAUUACAAGAAUGGUGGUCUUAUAACAUUGGAAGAACUACGUACAAGGCUUAUUGCAGCUCGAGGAAAGGCAAGAAAACAUCAAGACAUCACAAAUGAGGAUCUAUUAGCAGCUGUGAAAAAACUUAGGAUAUUUGGCAAUGGGUUUACUGUAGUGUCAAUAGGCAAAGGUAAAUGGUUAGUGCAAUCUGUCCCUGGUGAACUCAAUCUAGACCAAACUCAAGUUCUUCAGAAGGCUAGUUCACUUGGCACUGCAUGGGUGUCGACCACAAUACUCAUCAGUGAUCUGGGAUGGAAUGAAACCAGAGCUCAAAAUGCAUUGAACCAUAUGGUCAAAGAAGGUCUAGCAUGGGUCGAUACACAGGAUUCAAAUGAGACUUUAUACUGGUUUCCAAGUAUGUUUGCUGAGUGUGUAUCGGCAAAUUAAUUAUAUAAAAAUGCAUAUAUAAUAAUGAAAUAAAUUGUUAAUUGGCAUCAUA
Messenger RNA from Galleria mellonella (greater wax moth), 1062 nucleotides. It is a transcript of the gene lsn, whose product is annotated as vacuolar-sorting protein SNF8. The record is from RefSeq and is a predicted model, not a curated record. Gene Ontology annotation, biological process: protein transport to vacuole involved in ubiquitin-dependent protein catabolic process via the multivesicular body sorting pathway. The coding region runs from base 258 to 1010 and encodes 250 amino acids. The transcript is spliced from 4 exons. Gene Ontology annotation, cellular component: ESCRT II complex. NCBI's taxonomy places the organism in Eukaryota, Metazoa, Arthropoda, Insecta, Lepidoptera, Pyralidae.